Molecule: messenger RNA, 810 nt
Organism: Solanum verrucosum
Lineage: Eukaryota; Viridiplantae; Streptophyta; Magnoliopsida; Solanales; Solanaceae
Product: protein cornichon homolog 4-like
Exons: 5
Coding region: 1-456 (151 amino acids)
Biological process (GO): vesicle-mediated transport
Source: RefSeq, a predicted model, not a curated record
AUGGAUUUAUUGUGGAAUCAAGUGAAAGCCGGGAGAGAAGAGAGCCGGGCCAUCGGCGAUCUACUCUCAUGGCUGCUUUCCUUCUUCCUUCUCGUUGCCGUUCUCGCCAUAGUUCUCUACCAGGUCAUGUGCUUGGCGGACCUUGAAAAUGAUUAUGUCAACUCUUAUGAUUCUGCAUCCGAGAUUAACAUACUCGUGGUUCCGGAAUUUGUUCUUCAAGGAGCACUAUGCUUCCUACAUCUUGUGAUGGGACAUUGGUUAAUGUGUCUGGUCUGUCUCCCGUACUUAUAUUAUGAUGUCAAAGUCUAUACUGAUCGUCGCCACUUGCUAGAUGUAACUGAGAUUUUCAGCCAGCUACCACGGGAAAAGAAGAUUCGGUUGUUUAAGCUUGGAUACCUUGGGAUACAUCUUGCCAUUUCUAUAAUCUGUAUGAUCUGGAGCAUUGUGGCGGAAUGAAGAAUGAGGAAUUUGCUGAUCUCACCAAAGUUCCCUAGUUCCUCUGUCUGCUGCAUAGCAUUUGCAUAAGUAAAAAGAUGGAGGGCAUUAACUUGGUGUGUUUCCUUCAACCUGUACAACAUGUUAUCUUUCUCUUCGUAUAACCAAUAUUGGCUCUCACAAGAGCUAUUGCUCAUCAAGUUUUCUUACUUUCUUUUAAAUUUUAUAUCCUCGUUACUUCAACAAGUAGUAUUUUGUUACUGUGAAAAAGAUGGAGUAUAGUUACCUCUUCAAACCAGAUACACUUUCACUUUUUCACUCUCAUUUACUCCUUAUAUCAGAAUGUAAUGGUGGCUCCACUUGUCCCUUCAACUA